UGGUUGUCUCAAAUGAAGCCUUCGGAGUAGCGCGUGGCUUCCAAAUUUCCAAACUCAGUGCACUUUCUGCCGAUCGCAAUUUAAGAUGGUCCUAUCUGGUGGCAAGCACUUGUCAGGAUUUUGUAAGUCACAAAAUCUGCGGUUAUGGUCACAACACCAAAGAAAUUCCACCGGACACCAGGGAAUAUAUAUAAACGGCUCCCUUUGCCUUGUGCUGGGGGGCUUUUCUAUAUGCCGUAGCUCUGUUUCGUUGGAGAGCGAGCGAGCGAGUGAGCGAGGCAUAGAGAGAUUAGAGAUAUGAAGGAGAUGGUAGUGGGAUCUGAGGCGGGGCGGAGGGCGACGCCGCCGCCGCCUCCGCCGCAGGCGCUGCUAGAGAGGCUUAAGGACUACGGCCAGGAGGACGCCUUCGCCCUCUGGGACGAGAUCUUACCGGAGGAGCGCGACCUCGUCGUCAAGGAUAUCGAGAGCUUAGAUCUUCCGAGGGUUGAUCGAAUCAUUCGAUGUUCUCUUGGAUCACAAGGCCAUCCUUUGCCUGCGAUUGAGCCUGUCCCAGAAGCUACUGUCUCAACAGUGGAAGAGAGAACCCCUGAAGAAAGAGAGAGGUGGUGGAAGAGGGGGCUGAAAGCCAUUUCGGAAGGGAAGUUAGCUGUUGUCCUUCUGUCUGGCGGACAGGGAACCCGACUUGGAAGUUCAGAUCCCAAGGGAUGCUUUAAUAUUGGUCUUCCAUCUGGGAAGUCACUUUUUCAGCUUCAAGCUGAGAGAAUUUUGUGUGUCCAAAGGCUUGCAGCUCAGUCCACAGAUGCAGGUUCAGCAGGUACUGUGCCAAUACACUGGUACAUAAUGACUAGCCCAUUUACUGAUGAAGCUACACGCAAGUUUUUUGAGAGCCAUAAGUAUUUUGGUUUGGAAGCUGAUCAGGUCACCUUUUUUCAACAAGGUACUCUUCCAUGUGUUUCUAGAGAUGGUAGAUUUAUUAUGGAGACUCCAUACAAGGUGGCAAAGGCUUCUGAUGGAAAUGGAGGACUAUAUGCUGCUCUAAGGUCUUCAAGAUUACUGGAAGAUAUGGCUAUGAGAGGUGUGAAAUACGUGGAUGUCUAUGGAGUUGAUAAUGCUCUGGUCCGUGUCGCAGAUCCACCAUUCUUGGGAUACUUUAUUGAUAAAGGUGUAACUGCUGCAGCAAAAGUUGUUCGCAAGGCUUACCCACAAGAGAAGGUUGGGGUCUUUGUCCAGCGGGGUAGAGGUGGGCCUCUUACCGUGAUUGAAUAUGGUGAAAUGGAUCCAUCAAUGGCUUCUGAGAUCAAUCAGACUACCGGGCGCCUUCGCUUUUGUUGGAGUAAUAUAUGCUUACAUAUGUUCACGCUGGAUUUUCUAAAUCAAGUUGCAAAUGGCCUUGAGAAAGACAGCAUUUACCACCUAGCUGAAAAAAAGAUUCCUUCUAUUCAUGGAUGUACCAUAGGUUUGAAACUUGAACAGUUUAUAUUUGAUGCAUUUGCAUAUGCUCCAUCAACGGCACUAUUUGAGGUCGUCCGGGAGGAGGAAUUUGCACCAGUUAAAAAUGCUAAUGGGGCAAGUUAUGACACUCCUGAUAGUGCUCGGCUUAUGCUUCUCCGCCUCCACAGCCGCUGGGUGGUUGCUGCAGGUGGCUUCUUAACACAUUCAGUGCCACUAUAUUUAACUGGUGUGGAAAUCUCACCUCUAUGCUCAUAUGCUGGAGAGAACCUUGAAGCUAUAUGCCGUGGAAGAACGUUUCAUGCACCAUGUGAGAUUGCAUUCUAGGCGGAGUAAUUGCCAGCCAAUUUUUGAGUUGCCAGCCUUCUCUGGUAAUACAAGCAUCGGAUUAUCCUUGAAAUUAACAUAAAAUGUAUUGUACAACACCAUAUGAUCCCUCAACUUGGAUGCGAUUUGGUCUUAUCACUUUUAAUGAGAUGUGUGAUUCUUACUGCUUAUUCAAUUUUUCCUGUUAACGGUUCCUGAAGUGUCUGCGUUACUUGUUAGUGUUGAUAGUUGAAAUCAAGUUUUAGCAUAUUUGGUUUGGGGUGCAAUACUGUGCAGUGAGAGAAACCAAUAGUCCAUAUGUAAUUCACUAAUCUUUGUUACCCGUUUCUCUCAAUGCUAUAUCAUUUCAUUUGACUA
This is a messenger RNA of Phoenix dactylifera (date palm), 2133 nucleotides long. RefSeq names its product UDP-N-acetylglucosamine diphosphorylase 2-like. Gene Ontology annotation, molecular function: UDP-N-acetylglucosamine diphosphorylase activity. Gene Ontology annotation, biological process: UDP-N-acetylglucosamine biosynthetic process. NCBI's taxonomy places the organism in Eukaryota, Viridiplantae, Streptophyta, Magnoliopsida, Arecales, Arecaceae. The record is from RefSeq and is a predicted model, not a curated record.